AGCUAGUGCUACACAAUGGAAAUCAAUGUGUAUCCUUUCCGAGAGCUGUGCUUUCAAGGACCUCAUGAACUCUAUUUUAAGGACCUUUCAAAAAGAAAAAAGCAAGUCAUGGAGAAGAAUGGGAAUAACCGAAAGCUUCGAGUUUGUGUUGCCACUUGCAACCGUGCUGAUUAUUCUAAACUUGCACCGAUCAUGUUUGGCAUUAAAACGGAGCCUGAGUUCUUUGAACUUGACGUGGUGGUACUUGGCUCUCACCUGAUAGAUGACUAUGGAAAUACAUACCGCAUGAUUGAACAAGAUGAUUUUGACAUUAACACCAGGCUGCACACGAUUGUUAGAGGGGAAGAUGAGGCAGCCAUGGUGGAGUCAGUAGGUCUGGCCCUCGUGAAGCUGCCAGAUGUCCUUAAUCGCCUGAAGCCUGACAUCAUGAUUGUACACGGAGACAGGUUUGAUGCCCUGGCUCUGGCUACAUCUGCUGCCCUGAUGAACAUCCGAAUCCUUCAUAUUGAAGGUGGGGAAGUCAGUGGGACCAUUGACGACUCUAUCAGACACGCCAUAACGAAGCUGGCUCAUUAUCACGUGUGCUGCACCCGAAGCGCAGAGCAACACUUGAUCUCCAUGUGUGAGGACCACGACCGCAUCCUGUUGGCGGGCUGCCCUUCCUAUGACAAACUUCUGUCUGCCAAGAACAAAGACUACAUGAGCAUCAUUCGGAUGUGGUUAGGUGACGAUGUAAAAGCUAAAGAUUACAUUGUUGCACUCCAGCACCCUGUGACCACUGACAUUAAACAUUCCAUUAAAAUGUUUGAGUUAACAUUGGAUGCACUUAUCUCCUUUAACAAGCGGACCCUCGUUCUGUUUCCAAAUAUUGAUGCAGGGAGCAAAGAGAUGGUGCGAGUGAUGCGGAAGAAGGGCAUUGAGCAUCAUCCUAAUUUCCGUGCCGUUAAGCACGUCCCAUUUGACCAGUUUAUACAGCUGGUUGCCCACGCUGGUUGUAUGAUUGGGAACAGCAGCUGUGGGGUACGAGAGGUAGGAGCUUUUGGAACACCUGUGAUCAACCUAGGAACACGGCAGAUUGGAAGAGAAACAGGGGAGAAUGUCCUUCAUGUCCGGGAUGCUGACACCCAAGACAAAAUAUUGCAAGCGCUGCACCUUCAGUUUGGUAAACAGUACCCUUGUUCAAAGAUAUAUGGGGAUGGAAAUGCUGUUCCAAGGAUUUUGAAGUUUCUCAAAUCUAUUGAUCUUCAAGAACCACUACAAAAGAAAUUCUGCUUUCCUCCUGUGAAGGAGAAUAUCUCUCAAGACAUUGACCAUAUUCUUGAAACUCUGAGUGCUUUGGCUGUUGAUCUCGGCGGGACAAACCUACGAGUUGCAAUCAUCAGCAUGAAGGGUGAAAUAGUUAAGAAGUACACUCAGUUCAAUCCUAAAACCUAUGAAGAGAGGAUUAAUUUAAUCCUACAGAUGUGUGUAGAAGCUGCAGCAGAAGCUGUAAAAUUGAACUGCAGAAUUUUGGGAGUAGGUAUAUCUACAGGUGGCCGUGUAAAUCCUCGGGAAGGAAUUGUGCUGCAUUCAACCAAACUGAUUCAAGAAUGGAACUCUGUGGACCUCAGGACCCCCCUGUCUGACACUUUGCAUCUCCCUGUGUGGGUAGACAAUGAUGGCAACUGUGCUGCCAUGGCAGAAAGGAAAUUUGGCCAAGGCAAGGGCCUGGAAAACUUUGUGACACUUAUCACAGGCACAGGAAUUGGCGGGGGGAUCAUCCAUCAGCAUGAACUGGUCCAUGGAAGCUCCUUCUGUGCUGCAGAACUUGGCCAUCUCGUUGUGUCUCUGGAUGGGCCUGAUUGCUCCUGUGGAAGUCACGGGUGUAUUGAAGCAUAUGCCUCUGGGAUGGCCUUGCAGAGGGAAGCAAAAAAGCUACAUGAUGAAGACCUGCUCUUGGUGGAAGGCAUGUCGGUGCCUAAGGAUGAAGCCGUGGGUGCCCUCCAUCUCAUCCAAGCUGCGAAACUCGGCAAUGCCAAGGCCCAGAGCAUCCUGCGGACAGCUGGAACGGCGUUGGGUCUUGGGGUUGUGAACAUCCUCCACACUAUGAAUCCUUCCCUUGUGAUCCUCUCUGGAGUCCUGGCCAGUCACUAUAUCCACACGGUCAAAGACGUCAUCCGCCAGCAGGCCCUGUCCUCAGUGCAGGAUGUGGACGUAGUGGUUUCGGAUUUGGUGGACCCUGCCCUGCUCGGCGCUGCCAGCAUGGUCCUGGACUACACGACUCGCAGGAUCUACUAGGCCUCCCAGGAGUGGACACGGCCCGAGCGAGCGCUCCUUCACGGAAUCAGGUUGUCUUUUAGACGAGCAUUUCUUAAAAAGCAAAUUUGGUAUUUCAAUUUGGUAUUUGGCAGGUGACACUGGCAGAGAAGGUUUUGCUUUUAAGUCUCCUCUUCCCAAGUCACUUUUUCCAACCCCCAUUUUUGUAGAUUCUCUUUUUUGGGUCACUUCAGCUCAAACCCUGAGUACCAGUCAGUUUUUUGUGCCAAAAAGCUACAAUAGAAGAGGAAGCCUUAGGCCUCUGCUUUCUAGAUGCACCACUCAGACUGGCAGGUCUUGCUUGGGAUGUGACCUUGAUACUGGAGUUUGGAUUUUUAAUCCUUCCUCCUCUGACCCUAAACUUAAGUUUGCAGAAAGGGAUCCAGUCAGGGGACAGAAGGAAAUCGCACCAGGAAAGGCUUCAGUAAACUUUUUUUAAAACAGCUAUAUUGAAGUAUUUUUUAAAGUACACAAUUGGAUAAGCUUCAAUAUAUGUAUUUACCCAUGAAACUACUACCACAAUCGUGAUACUGGAUGUACCUGUGACCCACAAAAGUUAGUUACUUACUACUCUCUCAGAACUUUGAGCAACUUUAGACCAGGGAUCUAAAUGACAGUGGCCUUAAUGACCUGGUCCUUAUCUUCUUAAGGACAGCUGAGAAGCCACUAGGACUUACAGCCUCUGAAAGGAGACUAACCAUCCCAAGAGGAUCUUUGCUCCUGACCAGCAGACACCUCUCCCUCAGUAACUUUUCACACUAUGUUGAAUACGACCCUGGAGUGUCUGUGAAGGCAGUGUUUGUGUGUCACACCUAGAACCCACAUCUGUGAAUCUAGAUUCCAGCUAAAGAAGAUUCCAUGCUUUCAUUCCUAUCAAGGUACAAAGGCCAAGAUUCUUGCUGUCAAUUACAACCUGGAAGAAAUACUAAUAGCCACCAUUUAUUAAGUGCCUAUUGUGUGUCAGGCUCAGAACUAGGUGCCUCAUAUACAUUAUUCUAAAUUCUCAUAAACUGUGACAUAGAUGUUUUAAUUCCCAUUUUAUAGAAACCCAAACUACGCCUUAGUGUUUAAACAUACCUAAAGCUAUGUGGCUAGUGUUUUAGAGACAGGGUUUGAUCCCAGGUCCCUCUGUGCUUUUUCUGUUAAGCCAUACAACUUCUCAUAUCAAAAACGUUCAAAAUGCAAAUAUAGUCUAAUUUACUGUAGGUUACCAAAAGCUUUAAUAAGAAUAUUUCAUUAGUAAUGACUUGAUUUAAUCAAAUAUUCCUCUAUGCUGUGUAAAUUUUGCUGGUACAGUAUUUGGACUAGUGAUAGGUUUUAUGGGUACUUUCGGAUGAUCUAAAAAAGCGUAUGCAUACAUUUCCCAGACUUCUAUUAUUUUAGGAAAACCUGAAGGUUUCUACAAUAUGUUGUUUCGGUAGAAGCAUAUAAAAUAAAAUGAAGGAAUCAGCUAAUUCCUUCCUGGUGGGUUAAUGUGAAAAGAUAGGUUGGCUGACCAUAUGCUCGUUCUUGUUGAAACAUUCCACCGUGAUUCCUGGGAUGGAGGUAGUUUGCUCAGCCAUCAGUGUCUGGGGCAAGAUGCUAUACUUUGACGGGGCAUCAAUUGUUCCUUGGUGAAAUCUGUAACCACUUUAUACACCAGACAAUUGCAUUGCUACCCAAAUAUAUGAAGGAUGGUACUAAAUCUAAAACUAAAUCGUAGUUUUUUUUUUUAAACUCGUAGGCUAAUAUAUUCUAUAUAUUACAUAUAGUUAAUUACAUUUUAAUUUAUUUUAAUGUAAAUAUUUUUGUCACUAUUGUUCUGAGCCAAAUUCUAAAGAAACAAAUAAAUAUAUUUCCUUGUGGAAAUCCUAA
Molecule: messenger RNA, 4149 nt
Organism: Rhinolophus ferrumequinum (greater horseshoe bat)
Lineage: Eukaryota; Metazoa; Chordata; Mammalia; Chiroptera; Rhinolophidae
Gene: GNE
Product: glucosamine (UDP-N-acetyl)-2-epimerase/N-acetylmannosamine kinase
Exons: 12
Coding region: 16-2277 (753 amino acids)
Biological process (GO): UDP-N-acetylglucosamine metabolic process
Molecular function (GO): N-acylmannosamine kinase activity; hydrolase activity, hydrolyzing O-glycosyl compounds; UDP-N-acetylglucosamine 2-epimerase activity
Source: RefSeq, a predicted model, not a curated record